Messenger RNA from Arabidopsis thaliana (thale cress), 1369 nucleotides. It is a transcript of the gene FLDH, whose product is annotated as NAD(P)-binding Rossmann-fold superfamily protein. The coding region runs from base 1 to 918 and encodes 305 amino acids. NCBI's taxonomy places the organism in Eukaryota, Viridiplantae, Streptophyta, Magnoliopsida, Brassicales, Brassicaceae. The transcript is spliced from 5 exons. The record is from RefSeq and is marked reviewed.
AUGGGCCCAAAGAUGCCCAACACAGAAACAGAAAAUAUGAAAAUAUUAGUCACCGGCUCUACUGGUUACUUAGGCGCACGACUCUGCCACGUUCUCCUCCGUCGUGGCCACUCCGUACGUGCAUUGGUCCGCCGCACCAGCGAUCUCUCUGACUUACCUCCAGAAGUUGAGCUCGCCUAUGGAGACGUAACGGAUUACCGUUCUCUAACGGAUGCUUGCUCCGGUUGCGAUAUCGUUUUCCACGCCGCAGCUUUAGUUGAGCCUUGGCUUCCUGACCCAUCUCGAUUCAUCUCAGUCAACGUUGGUGGACUGAAGAAUGUCUUGGAAGCUGUAAAGGAGACGAAGACCGUGCAGAAGAUUAUCUACACUUCUUCCUUCUUCGCUCUUGGAUCUACCGAUGGAUCUGUUGCUAAUGAGAAUCAAGUUCAUAAUGAGAGGUUCUUCUGCACUGAGUAUGAGAGAUCCAAGGCUGUUGCUGAUAAGAUGGCUUUGAAUGCUGCUUCUGAAGGUGUGCCGAUAAUUUUGCUGUAUCCUGGUGUUAUUUUUGGUCCAGGCAAGCUCACUUCAGCCAAUAUGGUUGCUAGAAUGUUGAUCGAGCGCUUUAACGGGAGGUUGCCUGGAUAUAUUGGCUCUGGGACGGAUAGAUACUCCUUCAGCCAUGUUGAUGAUGUUGUGGAGGGUCAUGUUGCUGCAAUGGAAAAAGGUAGGCUUGGUGAAAGAUACUUACUCACUGGGGAAAAUGCUUCUUUCAAGCUUGUCUUUGACAUGGCUGCACUGAUUACUGGAACCAAAAAGCCAAACUUUAGCAUUCCAUUAUGGGCCAUCAACGCAUACGGAUGGUUAUCUGUUUUAAUCUCUCGGGUUACAGGAAAGCUUCCACUUAUCAGUCCUCCGUAUUUUGUGAUGAACAGACAGUGACAGUGCUGAGACAUCAGUGGUCAUACUCUUGUGAUAAGGCUAAGCUGGAACUUGGUUAUAACCCUCGAAGCCUAAAGGAAGGAUUGGAGGAGAUGCUCCCUUGGUUGAAGAGUCUGGGCGUCAUUCACUACUGAAAUUCAAAUUUCCCAUCUUUCAGGUAUUUCGAAGAAUAAUAUUCCCUUGAAUUCAGUCACUAUGAUGAGUGAUGACUACAUUUUUACUUCUCCCGUUACACUUUUAACCCAAUCGAUUUUUAUCUUGUUACAAAACUGCUUCGUUUUGAUCGUGUAUGUCAAAUAAAUGUGAAACAUUGUGUGCAAAUGCUGAUGAUCAUAUUUUAAGAUGUUGAGCUACGUGUGAGAGUAGGAAAGAGGGAAUAUGUAAAUGUGGGAAAUAAUCACAUUUUAUCUGCCAAGAACUAUAUGAUUACAUCUAUAACAUAUAUGAUCAG